Messenger RNA from Larimichthys crocea (large yellow croaker), 1477 nucleotides. RefSeq names its product SPO11 initiator of meiotic double stranded breaks (gene spo11). The transcript is spliced from 13 exons. The record is from RefSeq and is a predicted model, not a curated record. Gene Ontology annotation, biological process: meiotic DNA double-strand break formation; meiotic DNA double-strand break processing; reciprocal meiotic recombination. Gene Ontology annotation, molecular function: DNA topoisomerase type II (double strand cut, ATP-hydrolyzing) activity; ATP binding; DNA binding. Gene Ontology annotation, cellular component: nuclear chromosome. The coding region runs from base 89 to 1261 and encodes 390 amino acids. NCBI's taxonomy places the organism in Eukaryota, Metazoa, Chordata, Actinopteri, Sciaenidae.
AAGUCUCGCGAGGAUUUCCACAAAAUCUUUUCGCGGGGAAAUCGUGUGUGUAAAUAAUAAUAAUAAUAAUAAUAAUAAUAAAUACACGAUGGGAUCGGAUGUAGCAGAGCUGUUUCCUGAGAUUGAGAAACUUCGUGUUCAGCUGCUGCACAACGUGGAAGUCACGGCAGACUUCCGGCGUGUUGAAGAAGAAAUCAGCCACCAGGAAGUUUUGACCCGCAUUGAAAAUAUAAUCUUAGGUAUAGUGACCAGUCUGUCCAAAGAUGAGGCCCCUGUCCUGACGCUGCCCAACAGAUCCAGCUGGGCCAACGUUAGUUUUGACAGCGCCAUCGGCCUUCAGAUGAGUUCAGGAAGCGAUGUCACCGCCGUUAGGAGCGACUGUGCCUCGUCUGUCACUAAAUUCGCGCAAAUUCUCAAGAUUCUCUCAGUCAUCUACAGACUGGUGCAGAGCAACUCGUACGCUACGAAAAGAGACAUUUAUUAUAACAAUACACAGCUGUUUGGUUCACAAAAUACUGUUGAUCAUAUAGUGGACGAUAUCUCCUGCAUGCUAAAGGUUCCUCGCAGAUCCCUACAUGUGUUGGCCACGUCCAAGGGAUUAAUCUCAGGUGAUCUCUGUUACAUGGAGGAGGACGGCACAAGGAUCGACUGCCGCUCCAGCUCUGCUGCUGUUGCAGUUUCACCGAACAUUGGUGGGAUUAGAAAUAUCGUCUCAUCUGCAAAAUUUGUCCUGAUCGUUGAGAAGGAUGCAACGUUCCAGAGACUGCUAGAUGACGAUUUCUGCUCUAAACUCUCCCCUUGCAUCAUAAUCACUGCUAAAGGCGUGCCAGAUGUGAACAGCAGGCUGAUGGUGAGAAAGCUUUGGGACACGCUGCACAUCCCCAUCUUCGCUCUGGUGGAUGCCGACCCUCAUGGGAUUGAGAUCAUGUGUAUCUACAAGUACGGAUCAGUGGCCAUGUCGUUUGAGGCCCACAGCCUGACCGUCCCCAGCGUUAUGUGGCUGGGCCUCCUCCCCUCUGACCUCCGGAGGUUGCGGGUUCCGGAGGAUGCCCUGAUCCCGCUCACCAAGACGGAUGAGAACAAACUCAACAGCCUCCUCCAAAGGCCGUACUUAAGCAGCCAACCAGACUGGCAGAAAGAGAUGGAACUGAUGCAGCAGAGUAAGGUCAAGGCUGAAAUACAGUCCCUGGCAGCCAUUGCUCCUGAUUUCCUCACCAGCAUCUACCUGCCCAAUAAGCUGCGAUACGGGGGCUGGAUAUGAGCACAAUGCUGCCACUUAGUGGAAUAACGAGUGAACUGCUGAAAGUGGUUGCAAAACUUAAGAAAGGUCGUCUAUGCACCUACGCUGCCUGAUCUUGUCAGACAGAUGAAAUCUGAAGUUAAGUUGGUUAAGUUCAUAACACUUUCAUAUUUAUUAGUGACACGCUGUAUGUGUGUGUUUAUGUUAUUGUUUCAUCAUUAAAAACCCAGUAAUCUA